Molecule: messenger RNA, 777 nt
Organism: Pelodiscus sinensis (Chinese soft-shelled turtle)
Lineage: Eukaryota; Metazoa; Chordata; Testudines; Trionychidae
Gene: OAZ3
Product: ornithine decarboxylase antizyme 3
Biological process (GO): positive regulation of protein catabolic process
Cellular component (GO): nucleus; cytoplasm
Molecular function (GO): ornithine decarboxylase inhibitor activity
Source: RefSeq, marked reviewed
CUUGAGCAGGGCGCAGGGGUUCAGGGGCUCACUAUGCCGCGGGUAGGCAUUGCCUGAAGAAACGUCGCUGCUCCGGGACCACACCUAUCUGUUUUCCCUUUCUUAUACUGAGAGAGGGAAGAAACGGAACUACUUAUAUCCCAUCUGUUCCCCCUUUGCAUAUUACUACUACUGCUAUCGAUACCGUCUCAUCUACAGGCGGAGGAUGGUGCCUUUCCAAGGGAGUAUCACCAUGACCGAGCGCGAGAGCCUGACACUCAGACCUCGCUACUGCCUCCAAUGUUCCUGAGUCCUUGGGAGGCGGCUCGCCCGGCCAAGGAGCUAACCAGGGAGAGCUGAAAGAGUUGUACAAGGCUGGGAACCUGACCGUGUUUGCCGGCGACCUUCUGCUCCCUGGUCUCCCUGUCCAGCUGGACUUCCAUUUCCAACUCGGGCCCCACGGCUCCGUUCACUGGCACGGACUCCUAACCGACAGCAAGCUUUUCCUGGACACGCCCCGCGGUGCCCUGGAUCAAAAUAACCGUGAAAGCCUGACGGCGACGCUGGACUACGUGGAGGAAAAGACGGCCGUGAACCUCGUGUUUGUCAACUUCCAGCCGACUCGCAGCGAUCGUGGAGACUUGUUGCGAGCAUUCAGCUACUUGGGCUUUGAGGUUGUCAGACCCGAUCAUCCCUUGCUGCCACCGUGGGAGGAUGUUAUCUUCAUGGUUUACCAGAUGGAGCGCGACUGCUGUCCAGAGCUGGCAUGAGAGUCCCUGAAGCUGGGCACACUGCCCA